This is a messenger RNA of Pseudogymnoascus verrucosus, 1538 nucleotides long. RefSeq lists its product as uncharacterized. The record is from RefSeq and is a predicted model, not a curated record. NCBI's taxonomy places the organism in Eukaryota, Fungi, Ascomycota, Leotiomycetes, Thelebolales, Thelebolaceae. The coding region runs from base 25 to 1374 and encodes 449 amino acids. The transcript is spliced from 2 exons.
AAACACACUGAUCGUGGGGAUCCGAUGGAACAUAUCGAUGGUUCAUUUGGCCUCGCCAGCCUCCUGACGGAGGUGGCCAACACAACGUUCGCCAACGCAACGUUCACCAAUGCCGCCGCCCUUUCUACCACUGCCUGCCCCGAUGACAGCAAAGUACCAUGGCAGUCAGCACUUUGGGCGAUCCUAGCCCUUGCCCUUAACGCCAUGACGCAGCCCUCAAGCGCUGACCCCUCCCCAACUCCCGCCAUCUCCUUCGUCCGCUCCUCCCCUGUCAUUUGCUUUAUAGACGCUGUCUCCAUUCCCAUAUGGCUUGCCGUAGGAUGUUACUAUGGCGAGUCCACCACCAACUCACUCACCUCCAAACGACUAGCCACACGCCCCAACCGCACGCCCGCCAGCGCCCCGAUCUUUUCCGCUACCACCAGCGCCGUCUUCUUCAUUCUCGGUCCCCUUCCCCAAGCCAUUAAGCUAGCCGGCAUGUCCGGCGUCUCCUUUACCAAAUUUAUUGGCUUCAUCUUCCUCGUUGCCUACCUCCUUGGCGUCUACGAAGCCGACGCCGCCCACCGCGCCUCGCGACGCCAUACCGAGAAACCCUGGCUCUCAUUCGCCGUGAAAGCACAACGCAUCCCGGAGACCGUGCGCAUCCGUCUCGCCUGGCUCGACGAGGUAUUGCGCUAUUACAUUUUCUUCGUUCACUUCUCCUUAUGGGUGGUAGUCGCGCACAUGGUGGUUUAUCCGAGCACGAAUGCCGGUAAGGUGGCCGCAGAUCGACUUGAGGAGUCGGUUAUAUUGCUUACCUACCAGCUACCAAUUGUGUUUAUUGCCGUGCCAGCGGGGCUGUGGGGAAAAAGACAUUUAGGAAAGUGGCUGCACGAACGGUUUUCUGGGAGUGUCGGGCCUCAGAGGAUGAGGAAGGUGGUCCAUGCGGGUCUUCUAUAUGGACCCGCGGUGCUUUCAGGCUUCUCAGCCUUCGCACUGUCGAUUUUCUUGUUCCAGCUCCUCAAAAAUUACGCUAGGUCCAAGCAGGAGGUUCGCUUGGGCUGGAAGGCGUAUGCCGAUACAAAAGAUUCGUUCGUAAAACUCUCGGGGUUCAUACUCGUGCUGUUUGUCCUCGCCGUUUGCAUUCCUCUCCUCUCCUUCGGACUCUACUUCGCCAAAAUGUUCCUUGACCUACUCAUGGAGCCAGAGCCUGAAAUUAACAAGCCGAAGCUGGAAAAGGAGGCGGAUGACGAGGAAGACGCGGUUACGACGGUUUAUAAUAUAGCAGUGCUGGGGUUUGCAUUGUCUAAUCUGUUCUUUGCGAUUUUGUUUUACGCCCAUGGCUAUGUUGCGGAGGGGACGUCAAAGCCAGGGUGGAGUGAAAUGUUGGGCUGACCGUUGAAUAUUUAUGAUAAUGAGAGAAGAAUAUACAGAGAGAGAUAGAUAUAGAAAGGCCUUACCCACAGUCUAAACUAGUGCCGCCUAAAAUCACAAGGAUAGGGUUAUUCUACCAGGAAUCCUUCAAAGCAUUAAAUUAAAGCAAUAUAGUUGUCUACGCC